Cryptomeria japonica (Japanese cedar) is the source of this 1942-nucleotide messenger RNA. Its product is annotated as putative proline-rich receptor-like protein kinase PERK11. Gene Ontology annotation, molecular function: protein kinase activity; ATP binding. Bases 11 to 1882 code for a protein of 623 amino acids. Lineage: Eukaryota; Viridiplantae; Streptophyta; Pinopsida; Cupressales; Cupressaceae. The transcript is spliced from 4 exons. The record is from RefSeq and is a predicted model, not a curated record. Gene Ontology annotation, biological process: protein phosphorylation.
CCUUGUAAACAUGAACAACGUUUCAAAAGCUGUUGCUUUCCUAGCAGUUUUACUUUCAGAUUGGCUCUACUCUUCAACUUGGGCUGAAACUUUCCCGCCCCUUAAUUGCUCCACCUCCUCUGUUCGCAGCUGUGACGCCUACAUUUAUCUCCGUAAUGUCACUGAACCCCUCAAAUCUGUUGCAUCCAGAUUCAACAUUUCUACCGAGGAAAUCACUCCCUUUACUGCCCCAAAUUAUUUGGCCAAAAUUCAGUGUUCUUGCUCAUAUUUCAUGGGAGUUGAGGCAUUCUUUUACAGGCUGAAUUAUACGGUGCAACCUUCUGAUGUGGGUUUAGUGGAAAGAGAGAUUUCCGACAAGUACUUUAGCUAUACUGCAUGGACGGAAAAUCAACUCAGUACAUACAAAUCAGGAGAUAAUAUAAAACUAGCCCUGGGUUGUGGGUGCCCUAUUCCUGGAUGGCAUUCAAUUGUUUCUUAUGCAGAUCCUACGGAGGGUACGCUUUCGAAGAUAACUAGAAAAUUUGGCUCCAACAUUGGCGACAUAAUAAGUCUUAACAACAUCAAGAACCCGGACAUUAUACGGACGAACAGAGUAUACUUUAUUCCUUAUAAAAACGAUGGCAAUACUUUGACAUCUCGACCUCCUGUUCUUCCACCGACCAUUUCCAAUAGUAAUGGUACACAACAGAACCAGCACAAAUCCAAUAACAGACAACUAAAAUGGAAAGUUUCUCUUCCGAUUGCUGGUAUAAUUCUGCUCCUGAUGUUGUCAGUAAUUACUUUUUACUAUGGCUGGUCCAAGAAAGCUUCCUCUCCUUCUCGGUCUUCUACAGCUAUAGAAAAUGGACAAACUGAAAAUUGGGUAGCAUCGAUGUCAGAAACUAUAGCUGUAAAUGGAACAGAGCAGGAGCAGGAAGAACAAGAGCAAUUGGAUCCAUGUCUUUCACUGCCCACCUUUACAAACCUUACACAUGGUGAGAUCAUUCAAAUGAAAAGCCAUUGUACACAACAUUACGAAAUUGGGGAAGGGAGCUUUGGAAGAGUGUAUAUAGGUAAUUUGAAAGAUAAAGAUGUGGCUAUAAAGAAAAUAAAACGUGCAGGGAGAGACAGCAAGAAAUUUGUUGAGAAUGAAGUGAGACUUUUGCAAGAUAAGGAGCACAAAAAUUUAGUCUCUCUACUUGCAUGGUGUAUUGAAGAAAACACAUUCUAUUUGGUAUAUGAAUAUGUUAAUGGAUGCACUCUGGAUGAGUACUUGAGAGGAAGUUUUGCACGGUUUUCUCUGAAUUGGAAGCAAUGCCUUAGGAUAAUAUCAAGUAUAGCUGAAGGAUUAGAAUUCUUACAUCUCAAUAAAAUCAUACAUCUUGAUAUCAAACCUCAGAACUUGAUGGUGGACAGUAAGGAUAACGAGGUUAAAAUUAUAGACUUCGGGCUCUCGAGGCACGUAGACUGGGAAGGCACCCACAGAUCAACUGAUAGAGUAGCAGGUACUAGAGGGUAUUGGGCUCCAGAGUAUUGCCUCAACCAUAAACUCUCGUACAAGCAUGAUGUUUACAGUUUUGGUAUUGUGGUGUUGGAGGUGAUAACAGGGCAGAAGCAUGUUGACAAUGCACGUGGCUCAAGCCAGUUUCAUAUUCCAGAUUAUGUACGCUAUAUGAUGGCCAGUAAUCGCUUAGAAGAAGCUUUGGACAAAAGGCUCAGAGUGGAAGGCUGUGAUAAGUGUGAUCUUAUGAAUGCUUUGGCUGUGGCAAAAUUAGCCCUGAAAUGUGCUGAGCCGAACAAGGAAGAGAGACCUGAUAUGAGUUAUGUGGUGAGACUACUCAAUAGCAUGAACAAAGACAAUACUAAAGAAGAGUCUUCUGAGAUGGGUGAUUGUUCAAAGUAGCAUAUUGAAGCCAUAACAUUUUCCUUAUUGAAUAUGCAUGAUCAAUGUGUUGUUUGCAUG